Messenger RNA from Mesocestoides corti, 2229 nucleotides. The record is from the annotation of a GenBank genome assembly. NCBI's taxonomy places the organism in Eukaryota, Metazoa, Platyhelminthes, Cestoda, Cyclophyllidea, Mesocestoididae.
AUGGUACUUUUCGCUGUUCUGCUUCAGGUCUGCUUCUCUCGUCAGGACCUCUCCACGCACAACUCAACCACUCACAAACAGGAUCCGCGACCCUACCGCUGCGACCAAUGCGGACGCCAGUUCUCCACCUGUGCGUACCUCUCUCAGCAUCGGCGUAUCCACAGUGGCAUCAAGCCGUACGUUUGUCGGUAUUGUGACCGCAAGUUCACUCAACUCAGCCAUGUGCAACAGCACGAGCGAAUCCACACCGGCGAGAAGCCCUACAAAUGCGCCACCUGCUUCAAGAGCUUUACUCAGAUGUCGAAUCUACAGUCGCACCAGCGGCAACACAUGAAGGGUAAACCGCAUCGAUGCGAGAAUUGCUUUAUGUCCUACGACACAAAGGAGGAGCUAGACGUCCACGUUCAGGCAAAACAUUCGGGAAAUCGAUACGCCAAGGUGCUAGUGUGUCCUGCGUGCUCGAAAAGCUACAAUUCGGAGACCUACCUAGCCAAGCACAUGGAGCGUCACAAGGAAGCAGUCACUAACGCCAACGUGGGUCGCUUCGGCGCGUUGAACACGUCAGCUGGAGCUCUAGGAGCGCUCAGCGGAUUCAUGACGGGUCACCAUCCAGGCAUGGGAGGACGUUCGAUGGGCCCGGUGACAGAACAGAGCCUUCACGAGGAGCUGCAACAACGUAUUGGUCACCCUCAGGACCUCCAGAACCUCCAGAGGGCUGCCGUGGCCGCCGCAGCUUCCAUCAUGUCGCCGAUGGGUCCUGGAUCCGUCGGAGGUCUGGGAGGACAUGACACGAGUCAUCUACUCCACCACCUACCUUCGGGCUUGCAGGGUCAACUUGCUGUCGCGCAGAAAGGUCAUCAACAGGGCAUGCAUGGCGGUGAGACCCAUCCUGGAAAUCAUUCGACCCCCGGGUUCCCCGAUGCCUACCAACAGCACCAAAUGCUCGCAGCGAGCUCCCCCUACGCCAAUCAGAUGCCCUCAUUCCUAGGCCGCGGAGGCGGUGAACGACACAUGCCUCGAUUCCCGCCAACACCCCUCGACGCUGGACGAAAGAUGAUGGACUUCCAGCCGCCGGCUCCACCGAUGGCUCAUCAGCAGAUGUCGCUGGAGCACGCGGUGCUACCGCCUCCUCCGCAGUUCCAGUCCCCGCCUCCGCCACCGCAUCAACAGAUGAGACCGUUUGGCCAAUCACCGCAAAGUGGCAACAAGUCUGUGGAGGGAGGGAAGGGUGCUGAAGAGGGUGGAAAAGAAGUGAACUCCACUCACUGGGAGCAGGGUCCGAUUACGCCUGUUCCGCUGGACGGACAAGACGACGCCUCGGGGGUCAGCAUAACCGGCGAUGAGCCGGGCCCUCCCGGACUCUGGACUCCGCAUUCUUCAGCGAAACGCCUUAAGCCUGACCCCGAUGAGAGAACUGGAGGGUACCAUCAACAGCAGCAGCAGCAGCAGCAUCAGCAGCCCUUCGAGACGGAAUACCUUCGACGUUCGGCAAGCUCUGAACACCAAUACCAUGGUCAUCAACAGCCGCCACAACUGCCACCACAUCCUCUUCAAUUGCACCAGGCAGAGAAUUCGAUGGAACAUGUAGUAGACAAGUUGGCCAAGUUCUGGCAGCGCAGUUCAGCCAUUGGCGGAGCACAUAGCGCGGUUAGUGACGGUAGACCUGGACGCGACAUCAGAAUAGAGGCUCUACUGAGUGGCUUCCCGCAAAACACGCGUUCCACCUUGGAUCGAGAUUGUGCCGACGAGGAAGCUGAAAGAAUGCGUCACAUGUCGCAGUCCUCAAGUCGGUCUCACGAGAGAGACUUCCCGACUGACGGCCGGUCGAAUCGGCCGCCAUCAGUGGUCGCCAGGGUGGCGAAAGAUGGCAGCCAACGAGGCGAGAGUGGCGGUGGCACCUAUCCGCACCAAUCAGGAUUCGACGGUGGUGGUGGUGGUGGCGGCGAGGAUCGGGAACACGAGGGUGUUCCUCAAUCGACCUCUCCAUCGCCUUAUCGUCCGACAGGCGAAGCACGACCUUUCGCCUACUCUAACCCCGACAACUAUCCCGCCCCGAACGGAGGCAGUUUCUACGGCAACGACGGUGCCAAGGACGGAGGCUUGAGUGCUUACGAGUCGGCCCGAGACCUCUCCAUUAUGGGCGAGAAUUCGUCCAUCGGCGACCAAUCACAGCGACAGCAGCCCAACGAUGUCGGCUUCCCCGUGCGCUUCUCAUCGCAGGCACAGUAG